Messenger RNA from Ceratina calcarata, 1144 nucleotides. RefSeq names its product small nuclear ribonucleoprotein polypeptide A'-like U2A (gene U2A). Gene Ontology annotation, biological process: mRNA splicing, via spliceosome. Lineage: Eukaryota; Metazoa; Arthropoda; Insecta; Hymenoptera; Apidae. The coding region runs from base 109 to 849 and encodes 246 amino acids. Gene Ontology annotation, molecular function: U2 snRNA binding; protein binding. The transcript is spliced from 4 exons. Gene Ontology annotation, cellular component: U2 snRNP. The record is from RefSeq and is a predicted model, not a curated record.
AGAAUACAACUUCACGCUGUCACAAAGCGGAAACAGCGGAAAUGUGUUGUUGUUGACGAUCUAUUCGGAUCGAUUUUUCUAUUUUAAUUAACAGUAUUACGGUAGAAAAUGGUUAAACUAACACCGGAUUUAAUUCAGCAAUCUAUGCAAUAUAUCAAUCCUGUAAAGGAUCGAGAAUUGGAUCUCAGGGGAUACAAAAUACCUACUAUUGAGAAUUUGGGUGCAACACUGGAUCAAUUUGAUACCAUUGAUUUCUCUGAUAAUGAUAUAAGGAAAUUGGAUGGAUUUCCUUUGCUAAAGAGAAUCAAGACACUUUUUUUCAAUAAUAAUCGCAUUGUCAGAAUUGGUGAGGGAUUGGACCACUGUAUCCCAAAUUUGGAGACGCUCAUGUUAACAGGGAAUAUGAUCCAAGAACUCGGGGAUUUAGAACCGUUGACACAGUUGAAGAAUUUAACAAACCUUUGUUUGCUGCAAAAUCCUGUUUCUGCCAAGCCUCAAUACCGGCAGUACAUUGUAUACAGAUUUCCUCAGUUGAGGCUUCUGGACUUUAGGAAAAUAAAGAUGAAAGAGAAGGAAGCUGCUGUUGAUUACUUCAGAACGAAAAAGGGAAAGGAAAUGGUUCGAGAAAUAGCCAAGAAAGUGAAAACACAGACAUCUGGAAUAUCCACGGACAAACCCUUGACAACACCGGAGGAGCGUAACAAAAUUAGGGAAGCCAUUACAAAUGCUUCUUCCCUCGAAGAAGUGCAACGUCUUAGUAAAUUAUUGCAAGCCGGACACAUGCCCAGUGAAGAAAAAUUACAAAAUGGGAAUUCGGUACCCGAAGCAAUGGAAGAGGAGGAUGAUUAAAUCUUCACAUACUUCAUUUCAGAUUUAAGAUAAAUCUUUCUUAUCACUGUAAGUAUAUUGAGUCAAUGGAAAUUGAGAACAGAUUGUUAAGUUGAUAAGAAAUCAAAUUCUACACAGAUGCGUCGACUUGGAACAGUCGAACAUAUCAUUGAUGAUUAAUUUAAUUUGCAUUUUGAUCGGCCCGAAGCGAUUUUAUGGAUAUGUAUUAAUAAUAUUUCUGGGAUCAUGUUUAAUACACGUGUACAUUCAUUUCAGUGGAUAUUUCCAAUAAAAAUAAAUCAUGUUUUCGAAGUGA